Molecule: messenger RNA, 1208 nt
Organism: Lacerta agilis (Sand lizard)
Lineage: Eukaryota; Metazoa; Chordata; Lepidosauria; Squamata; Lacertidae
Gene: SLC25A15
Product: solute carrier family 25 member 15
Exons: 7
Coding region: 219-1121 (300 amino acids)
Biological process (GO): mitochondrial L-ornithine transmembrane transport
Molecular function (GO): L-ornithine transmembrane transporter activity
Source: RefSeq, a predicted model, not a curated record
CAUGCCCUAAAGAAGACCUAGAGCCAAGCGUCCUAUAAAUCCGUAUUUGACUAUUACUUCCUCCCGUCCUUAUGGGCAUUUUGUAAACAGGAUGCUUUAUGGAUUCAGCACGCUUCCCCCUGGCGGCUACGGGCGUACAUUCAGGGGUACCCAUCACAUCUCCCUGUGGGCUGCAGCAAACCUGAUGAUUUAGGGCCACCACAAAACCAGGGGGAAACAUGAAAACAAGCCCUGUCAUCCAAGCUGCCAUUGACCUCACAGCAGGGGCUGUAGGAGGCACUGCCUGUGUGAUGACAGGCCAGCCAUUCGAUACCGCCAAGGUGAAAAUGCAGACAUUCCCUGCCAUGUACCGAGGGUUUGUGGACUGUUUCGUGAAGACUUACAAGCAAGUGGGGUUUCGAGGCUUCUACAAGGGCACCACCCCGGCGCUGGUUGCUAACAUUGCCGAGAACGCGGUGCUCUUCAUGUGUUACGGCUUUUGCCAGAACAUUGUGAGGAGAAUCGUUGGACUGGACAGGAAAGCAGAGUUGAGUGACCUUCAAAAUGCUGCUGCUGGCUCCUUCGCUUCUGCCUUUGCCACCUUGGUCCUCUGCCCCACAGAACUUGUGAAGUGUCGCCUGCAGACCAUGCACGAAAUGCAGUUAUCUGGGAAGAUCGUGCACGGACACAAUACAGUUUGGUCAGUAGUGAAAGGUGUUCUGAAAAAGGACGGUCCCAUUGGAUUCUACCGUGGCUGGUCCAGCACUUUGCUGCGUGAAAUCCCAGGCUAUUUUUUGUUCUUUGGAGGCUAUGAACUGAGCCGAACGUUUUUUGCAUUUGGAAGGCCAAAAGAGGAAUUAGGUCCUGUGGCGCUGAUGAUCAGCGGCGGUUUCGGUGGCAUGUGUCUCUGGAUUGCUGUAUAUCCCAUUGACUGCAUCAAAUCUAGAAUUCAGGUUCUUUCCAUGGCUGGAAAACAGGCAGGCUUCAUGGUAACAUUCGCAAGUGUGCUCCGGAAAGAAGGUAUCUUUGCCUUGUAUUCUGGACUGAAACCUACUAUGAUUCGAGCUUUCCCAGCCAAUGGUGCAUUGUUCCUUGCCUAUGAGUACAGUCGGAAACUGAUGAUGAACCAGUUUGAUAUGUAAUAUUUUUUAUUGUAGACUUAAAAUCAUUGGAAACCUUUAUAGGUCAUGAGAGCUGCUGCAAGAACAAAAAAAAAAUCAAGUUUUAAA